Annulohypoxylon truncatum is the source of this 3213-nucleotide messenger RNA. RefSeq names its product putative NRPS-like enzyme. Gene Ontology annotation, molecular function: phosphopantetheine binding. The transcript has 5 exons. NCBI's taxonomy places the organism in Eukaryota, Fungi, Ascomycota, Sordariomycetes, Xylariales, Hypoxylaceae. The record is from RefSeq and is a predicted model, not a curated record. The coding region runs from base 1 to 3213 and encodes 1070 amino acids.
AUGGUUUCCGAACACGCACGCGUCGCCCGUUGGCAGGAUGACUUGCUGCCACAUAUUGUUGAUCGGCUGGCACGCGAGACUCCCGGUGCUAUAUAUGGACUCUGGCCCGUAGCCCCUGAUUCGUAUGAGGCCGGCUUCCGGACUGUCACCUAUGCCCAGCUAGCAAAUGCGGUCAACGGAUUGGCCUGGUGGCUCGUUGAGCAGCUUGGGCCUGGUAAAGAUCAUGAGGUCCUAACCUAUGUUGGUCCGAACGACGUACGGCUCACCGCGCUUGUGCUGGCCGCAAUCAAAGCAGGUUAUGUGAUACUUCUCACAUCACCGCGUAACUCCGCAGCGGCACAUCGUGGGCUCUUUGAUGUGCUCAAGUGCCGGACACUUGUGACAACAGACCCGAUGCCUCCGUCUGUUGCCCCCAUUAUUGAAGCUGUCAAGCCGCGUCAACUCGUUGUACCAAGUGUAGAGGAGCUUCUAGAGAAACCUUUUCCUCAUUUCCUUCUUGACAAAACCUUUGACCAAGCUCGUUGGGAUCCACUCUUCAUUAUACAUACAUCCGGGUCGACAGGGUUACCGAAACCUAUGAUAUGGACUCAUGAAACGGGAACACGGCAUCACAAGUUUACCAGCCGCGAUCCUCCGAACGGGAUGACGUCGAUUGACCAGAUAACCCGUGGUAAGAGGGUCAUAGCGACACUACCGCCUUUUCAUGGAGCUGGUCUGGGGCAGUACAUUUUCUAUGCCAUACCAUUUGGUAACACAGUGAUUGCGCCGGCGGCUACGGGAAUCGUAACCGCUCAGGGGCUCGUCGAUGCCCUGAAGCAGACACCAGCAGACAUAGCGGUUCUAGUACCGUCGGUGGUAGCCGAACUAGCUCAGAAUCCCGAUCUGCUUGAAUACUGUGCAGGCCAAUUAGAAUUAAUUCUUUAUAUCGGAGGAGAUCUACCUCAGGCAAUUGGAGACCGAGUCGCAGAGAAGAUCCGACUGCGCUGCCAAUGGGGCGCGUCUGAAGUCGGUAUCCCACAGCAAUUGCUACCAGCCGAAUUGGGCCUGUCGGAUUGGCAUUAUAUACGCUUCCAUCCAUGUACUGGUGCGGUAUUUGACGAAGUUGCCGAUGGCACAUAUGAGUUAGUUAUACGGCGCGACGAGGCGCUCGCUGAUACCCAGCCGGCAUUCAGCAUGCGAGGACAAGACAAACUUGAAGAAUAUCGCACCAAGGACCUGUUUGAACGCCACCCCACGGUAUCCGACGCAUGGCGUUGGCGUGCUCGUGCGGACGAUAUCAUCGUUUUCCUGAAUGGAGAGAAAACGAAUCCCGUGACGAUGGAGCAGCACAUAGUGGCCCAAAACCCCGAGCUAAGCGGCGUCCUAGUUAUCGGUGCCCAGAGAUUUCAGGCGGCUCUGCUAAUCGAGCCGGUUUCUCAAGAAGCGCCCUUGACGACCGCUGGCCAGGCUGCCUUGAUCGAACGUAUUUGGCCUAGUGUUGAAGAGGCUAACAAGGCCGCACCAGCCCACGCGCGCAUCGAAAAGACGAUGAUUCUCGUAACAGCAGCAGACCGGCCACUGAUCCGCGCAGGGAAGGGUACUAUCCAACGAUCUGCCAGUCUCGCCCAAUAUGUAGCUGAUAUCGACAAGCUCUACGAUGAUAUAGAUGUGGUUCCAGACGAUGAAGGAGUCGAUGGAUCCUUAAAAGAAGAUAGCUUUGAUGCAGUCAAGGCCCGAAUCUGGGAAAAUAUUUCAGCCAUCAUGGAUUGGCCAGACAUAGAUGAUUCGACCAGUUUCUUCGACCGUGGCAUGGACUCAUUACAAGCCCUUAGACUUACUCGUGCGCUACGACGCGCCCUCCAUUGUCCUCACAUUGCUUUAUCCACGGUGUACCAAAAUCCUACAAUCGCUCAGCUCACUUCAGCCCUCUUAGAGCAGAAUGAAGGGCCCGACGAGCGGGACAUGAUGGAGCCUUUACUGGCCACAUAUCGCGGAUUAAUCCAUCAAAUACCGGCGCCAAAGUCGUUAGCACCGAAUACAGACAAGGACGCCAAUGUUAUCCUGACGGGUUCCACUGGCGCCUUGGGCACAUAUAUACUUGCCGCCCUCCUCAAUCGACCUGGAAUCGGACACAUAUUCUGCCUCAACCGAGGCCAAAACGGCGGACGUAGCGUCCAGACCAAUCGCUUCGCGGGCGCCGGUCUAGCAACAGAAAAUCUUAGCGAGCGCGUCACUUUCAUACAAGCCGACUUAGCCCAUCCCUCCUUGGGGCUUGACAAGUCUACAUACGAAUCUCUCCGUUCGCGCAUAGGACUCAUCAUCCACAAUGCCUGGCCGGUAAACUUCAACCUCUCAUUAGUAGCGUUCCGACCACAACUAGCCGGCCUAGUAAACCUCUUCGCGCUCUCCGCCGCCGCGGCCCCGCGCACAAUGCGCUUCUUCUUCAUCUCAUCCGUCGGCGCCGUGAGCGCGCGACCAGCAGACGCGGGACCAGCUCCCGAAGCCGUUCUCGAGGACUUCGACGCGCCGAUCGCCAACGGGUACUCGCGGAGCAAGUUCCUCUCCGAGCUCCUCUGCGACGCCGCGGCACGGCACUUAAGGGUCCCCGUGACGAUUGCGCGAGUCGGCCAGGUCGCGGGUGCGGUUCGCGGACCCGGGGUGUGGAACCGUUCUGAGUGGUUUCCGAGCUUGGUCGUAAGCUCGCUGGGCUUUGGCUGCUUGCCAGAUAGCCUGGGUCCGCAGUUCUCGGAGGUCGAUUGGGUGCCAACGGAUUUGCUCGCUGAUGUUGUCGUUGAUCUGGCGAAUCCUCGCGCUUUGGAGGGGGCAGGCGGUUGUGGUACUGCUGGUGCUACUGUGUUUAAUCUUCGGAAUCCGAAUACGGCUUCUUGGGAUAAGUUGGUACCGGCGAUCAUGGCGGUUGUGCAUGAUCGCCUCGGCCGGAACAUCGAAGUGGUUUCAUCGUCGGUAUGGUUGAGGCGUUUACAGGAGGCUGCGGCUGAUGGAGAAAGUAACGACCUAAUGAGCACAGCUACAUCUAACCCGGCUAUCAAGUUGGUAUCGUUUUACUCCAACGACUUGUGGGCUGAUAAAGGUGUCGGGUCGAAACCAAUGUCGGUCGAACGCGCUCUAGGAGCUAGUUCUACGUUACGCGAUAUUUCGUCCGUAGGCGUCGACUGGAUGCGGAAAUGGGUUAACGAAUGGAUUUCAGUGCAAACACAGGAUGAGAGGGUCUGA